Trichoderma breve is the source of this 4413-nucleotide messenger RNA. Its product is annotated as tyrosine phosphatase family domain-containing protein. The transcript is spliced from 8 exons. The record is from RefSeq and is a predicted model, not a curated record. Bases 1 to 4413 code for a protein of 1470 amino acids. Gene Ontology annotation, molecular function: protein binding; phosphoprotein phosphatase activity. Gene Ontology annotation, biological process: nucleoside metabolic process; dephosphorylation. NCBI's taxonomy places the organism in Eukaryota, Fungi, Ascomycota, Sordariomycetes, Hypocreales, Hypocreaceae.
AUGGCUACACCGACUUCACCAGCCCAGCUCGAUGAGCUCGUUCGGACUCGUGUUGACAAGCCCAUUUCUCCAGAUGUUCUCUUCCCCAUUCUCUCUUCUGCACCCUUCAUUCCCAGCAAGACGCUCAUCAACGCCCGUGAUAUCGGCGCUGUGCCCGGCAGCAAGAUUCCCUCUGGGCGCAUCUUCCGCUGCGGCACCCUAGAGUACGCCAGCCAUGAUCCCGACACCGUGGCCUGGAUCAAGGCCAACGUCCGCCGCAUCUACGACCUUCGCAAGCCACUCGAACGAGAACACGGCCCUGACCCCGAGAUUGAGGGAGUUGAGAAUGUCUGGUUCCCUGGGUCGCAAGAAUACAAGACGCCGAGCUUGGAGGAUUUCGCCAAGGGGGACGGCAGUGCCGCCUGGAAGGACCAGUACAUGGCGGUUGCUCUCACCUAUGCGCCGACAUACAAGGCAGUCCUAGAACACAUCAGAGAUAGUCCCGCGGAGCCAUUUCUCUUUCACUGCACAGCCGGCCGUGACCGCACCGGAGUUCUCGCCGGCCUUCUUCACCACCUCGCCGGUACGGCCACGGACGAUGCAGUUCGUGACUACAUGCUUUCCCGAAUCGGUACCGAAGUCGCUCGCGAGAAACUUCUAAGAUUCGCCAUGGAUAGCGUUGGCACCAACGAUAUGGAGGUACCAGGCUUCUACAACCUCGUUGAGCUGCGACCGCAGUACUGGACUGCCUUUGUCGGGGGUCUCGAAGAGCAGUUUGGUGGCUGGGACGGCUAUGUGACCAAGGUUCUGGGGCUGUCAGAGGAAGAUCUUAUUACUACGUUUGAUGACGUUGAAGAUGGCUAUACUGAGAGCUUCGACUCUGUUGAAUAUCCGAGUCCUGUCUUGAAUCAUUCGAAUUUCCUGUUACAGAAAGGCCACUCAAGUUCGGUAAAAGUAUUUAUCCGCAACUACUGUAUCACAUACGAGUACGCCAGUGUUAGGCAACCCCAUCUCCGGGAUGGGGCCUUACUCAACUCCGUAACGGCUAACAUGGCGGCCCAAACAGUUACCAAGAGCAGGACUCAUGAUGACUACACUGUGGGAUGGGUCUGUGCCCUAUCUAAAGAGCAGACCGCGGCUACGGCUAUGCUUGAUGAGAGACAUGAUGAUCUUCUCAAGCCGCCAAAUGACCCAAAUACAUAUACCUUGGGAUCGAUCGCAGCGACUUUUGCGACAUGGAUGAUCUCCACUUUUCCAUCAAUCAAGUUUGGCUUAAUGGUUGGUAUUGGCGGAGGCAUUGCCCCCAAGGUUCGACUUGGCGAUGUAGUUGUUAGUGCUCCUACUGGGCGUUAUCCAGGGGUGGUUCAAUGGGACUACGGCAAGGCAGAGAAAGGGGGUGAAUUUAAGCAGACCGGAUCGCUGAACAACCCACCGGCUCUCCUCCGCACGGCCUUGACGAAACUGAGGACAGACAAUGAGUUGAGCGGGUCUAAGAUACCCGAGUAUCUAGACGAACUAAGACAGAGAUGGCCGAGACUCGUGUCAAAGUAUACUUGGUCAGAGUCACUUAAAGAUCCUUUGCAUACUCCUGCGGCCGAGGGAGAUAAGGGAAAGCCGAGAGAGACAUGCGUGCAUUAUGGUUUGAUCGCUUCCGGUAACCAAGUGGUCAAAGACGCCGAGUUUCGUGACCGCCUUGACCAGCGCUAUGAGGGGAAUGUGUUGUGUGUCGAAAUGGAGGCCGCAGGAUUGAUGAAUAAUUUCCCAUGUAUUAUCAUUCGGGGCAUUUGCGACUACGCAGACUCGCAAAAGAACAAAGACUGGCAGGAAUAUGCUGCGGCAGUAGCCGCGGCAUUUGCAAAGGAACUUCUUCACUAUAUUCAGCCACGCGAUGUUGACGAAGAGCGACCAGUGAGAGACAUAAUUAAAGAGGUUCAUAAUGACGUUUCACACAUCAAGGCCAAGCUGGAUGGAAAGGAUGAUAUUGAAAUCCUCGAUUGGCUUACACGAACCGACUACGGUCCGCAGCAAAGCGAUUACUUUAACCGACGUCAACCAGAAACUGGAAUUUGGUUUCUUGAGUCGGUAGAGUUCCAAAAUUGGGUUGCUACGGGCAAGCAAACGUUGUUUUGUCCAGGCAUUCCCGGAGCAGGAAAGACUAUCCUGACGUCAAUUGUGGUCGAUUACCUUUGCUCACAGUUUUAUAACAACUCGAAAAUCGGCAUUGCUUACAUCUACUGCAACUUCAGAAUGCGGGAUAAGCAGACAAUUGACGAUUUAUUAGCAAGCGUGCUAAAGCAGUUAGCUGAAGGCCAGUUUUGUCUACCUCAGAGUGUCAAAGAUCUUUAUGAUCGCCAUAAAGCCCUUCGAACACGUCCUUCCAUUAAUGAAAUCUUGACAGUUCUUCAAUCUGUGACGUUACUAUAUUCAAGAAUCUUCAUCGUCGUUGACGCUCUUGAUGAAUGCGAGGAAUCCAGUGGCUGCCGGAUGAGGUUUAUCUCGGAACUGUUUAAACUACAAAGGAGCAAUGGAGCAAAUAUCCUUGUGACAUCGAGGUUUAUCCCGGAUAUUAGGGAUAAGUUCAAGGGUAGCACAGAGGUUGAGAUCCGUGCUCAUGAUGAAGACGUGCGAAAAUAUUUAGAGAGCCGGAUAAUACAGUUUGGUUCAGCAUUCUUAAAAACACAUCGCGAAAAAGUCGUAACAGAUAUAACAAAAGUGGUUCAGGGAAUGUUCCUCCUCGCACAGCUUCAUUUCGAAACUAUUAAAACUAAAAAGACGUUAAAGAAACUGAAAGAUAUCCUAGCAAACUUCCCGACCGGGCAGAAAGCAUACGAUUUUGCUUACGAAGAGGCUGUACGAAGAAUCCAGGAUCUCGAUUCAGAUUCCAAGGAGUUAGCAUGGCUGGUCUUAUCAUGGAUUACUUGCGCAAAAUGCCCACUUACUACAAAGGAGCUACAGCAUGCGCUUGCUGUAGAAAUAGGCAAGACCGAAUUAGAUGAAGAAAACCUCGUCGAGAUCGAAGACAUGGUCUCGGUAUGUGCCGGGCUGGUUACUAUCGACGAAGAAAGCAAGAUCAUACGGCUAGUCCACUAUACAACUCAGGAAUACUUUGAGCGGACACAGAAUCGUUGGUUUCCAACUAAACAGACCGAAAUCACCACAGUUUGCGUCACCUACCUCUCAUUCAGCGCUUUCGAGACUGGGCGGUGUGAAACAAACCGGGAAUUUAGGAAACGAUUACAACUGUUUCCGUUCUACGGUUAUGCCGCACGCAACUGGGGGCACCAUGCUCCCAAAGAUGAAGCGAGUCAAGAAGUCAUCGAGUUCCUCAAGAGUCCAGCCAAGGUUGAGGCAUCGAGGUUCUUUGGGUUGCACAAGGCCGCAGAUACACUCCUUGAACUUGGAUACAGCCCAAACGAGCAAGAUGCUUGCAACCGAGAGCCUCUGUGGUAUGUGGCCCACAGCGGACAUGAGGUCCUCGCCAAGUUACUGUUAGCACGCGGAGCUAUUGCGAAUAUUAUUGACGGCUACGGAGAGAGUCCGCUCUUUACAGCAGCCGAAAACGACCGUCAAGGAGUCGUUGAGCAGCUACUAGCAGCAGGAGCUGAUGUGAAUUUUCCUCGCUCUUGGAGUGCACUCAUAGCAGCAGCUGAAAUCGGCCAUCAAGAGAUCGUCGAAAAGCUAUUAGCCGCAGGAGCUAAUGUUAAUGCUCGUAUUAUUAUUUCAACUGGUGGAAAAACCGCACUCGUGAUGGCGGUUGAGAACGGCCAUCAAGAGAUUGUUGAGAAGUUAUUAGCUGCAGGAGCUGAUGUUAAUGCUUUUACUGGUUUAUAUCGCGAUGAAACUGCACUUAUGGUAGCAGUUGAGAACGGCCAUCAAAAGAUUGUUACGAAACUACUAGCAGCAGGAGCUCUUGUUAGUGCUUUUACAGAUUCACAUAGCCAUGAAACUGCACUUGUGAUAGCAGUUAGGAACGGCCAUGAAGAGAUUGUUGACAAGCUAUUAGCAGCAGGAGCUAAUGCUAACGCUUUUAAUAGCACACUUGAUAAAGAAACUGCACUUGUGAUGGCAGUGAGAAACGGCCAUCAAGGGAUUGUUGAGAAGCUGUUGGCAGCAGGAGCUGAUGCUAAUUCUAUUUCUACUGGCUCUAUGGGACAGAGUAUACUUGAGAUAGCAGCUCAAGACGGUUACCAAGAGAUUCUUGAGAAGCUGUUGGCAGCGGGAGCCAAUGCUGAUUCUCCUCAAGGAACAUUUGCACUUUUAAUGGCCGCUGUAGUCAACAGGCGAGAGAUUGUUGAAAAGCUGUUAGCAGCAGGAGCUAAUUUUAAGUUUGAUGACCGCCGUAUGGGGCGGACUGUAGUUGAGAGCGAAGAGAGGAGAUAUUACCGAAAGAAGGCUGAGGAGCUGUGGGAAAUGUCUGGAGCAACCUGGCGGUAA